Molecule: messenger RNA, 849 nt
Organism: Prosopis cineraria
Lineage: Eukaryota; Viridiplantae; Streptophyta; Magnoliopsida; Fabales; Fabaceae
Product: 36.4 kDa proline-rich protein-like
Exons: 3
Coding region: 1-849 (282 amino acids)
Source: RefSeq, a predicted model, not a curated record
AUGGUUCAGACGCUCAGUGCUUAUCACUUGAUGAGCGCCAAAUACCGGACUCGUCGUCCCUCGUCACUUUCGCACGUUCUUCCAUAUGAAGAGCUCAUCAUUCGUUACAGACCAGUAAACGUCGCCACCCUUUGCCUCAUCCGCCAUCGCCUACGGUGGUUUCCUACAAGGAAUGCCUCAAGAACCACACCGCCAGCAUCGGCAGCCACACGCUGGACGGUUGCGGCUAGUUCAUUCCCUCCUCAUGCUCCAACCCCAGUGACCCGCUCUCCUUCCAAUGUGCAGCGUGCGGCGUCAUCGGCAACUUCAACCGCCGUGACCCCAGGAGCUAGCCCCACCUUCUUAUUUCAUUGCCGCCCGUUUCCCCCAAAGCCUCUGCCGCAUUCCCCUCCUAGCUUUCCUCGGCCAUCACCACCUUAUCGGCCAAAACCACCGGUCGUGAAACCACCGUAUGUGCCGAAGCCUUCGGCUGUGAAGCCACCACCUUAUGUUGUGAAGCCGCCGCCACUAGUUGUGUCGCCACCGUAUCAGCCAAAACCACCAUAUGUGUCGAAGCUUUCAGCUGUGAAGCCACCACCUUAUGUUGCGAAGCCGCCGCCGUCAGUUAUGUCGCCACAAUAUCAGCCAAAACUACCGGUCGUGAAACUACCGUAUGUGCCCAAGUCUUCGGCUGUGAAGCCACCACCUCAUGUUGUGAAGCCGCCGCCGCCAGUUGUGUCGCCUUCGUGUCAGCCAAAACCACCGCUCAUGAAACCACCGUAUGUGCCGAAGCCUCCGGUUGUGAAGCCACCACCUUAUAUUCCUAUUCCACCGGUUGUGUCCCCACCGUACGAGCCAAAACCACAGUAA